AGCUGUCAAUUUCCGGCGCGGGAAAAUCGUAAACAACCCUCUUGCUCCUUACUACAGGCAGCAGCUAACAGUGUGAUUGCUAUGGACUAAAAAUAUAAAGUGCUCGUCUGCGAACGUUCUAGAACUUUUACUGGCGAAAUGAGAAGCUAAAGUUACUAACGGUUACUAAAAACGUUGCGUUUAUAACGUUAGCAAGCCAUUGCGUUGCUGUAACAUUAGCUUUCACCUAACACGUAACCCCAAAAUAUGUACGCGUUAUUAUAAAGAUAGCUAAAUUAUACAUUCUGUCAGGUAGUGGGAGUAUUGACCCUACAGUCAUUAUGGAUCACUACAACGACGUGAAACUUCUGCUGAAGAGCUGGGAGCAGGGAUUUGUCAGACAGCACCAGAGGAAACCCAACAAGGAGGACAUUGACCAAGCCCCAGAGGAGACCAGGAAUCUGUAUAAAGAGUAUCGCAGUCUGAAACUGGCUAAAGAGAACAGCAGCAGCACUGAUGCAACUAGUAGAUACAUUGAACAGUCCAGAUCUACAGCUGAGAAUCACGCAGCACAGAAGGAUGCUGAUUGUUGGGGUGCCCAUCUGAAUCGCAGUACAUUGCCGGUGUCUUCUCCCAAACUGACAUCCCAGGACAGAGACAGUCUUAAGGCCUCAGCUCAGUACUAUGGCCUAAAACUUAAAAACAACCUGGGUACUCUCAGUAAGGAGAGACCCGUCUCAUUGAAGAAGUCAGGCUUUCCUGGUCGGUUGCCUCUAAACUCCUUGAGAGAUGGACAAAGUGGACAGACAAACAGCCCCGUCGCUGCUGCUGCUACUGCCAGAACCACAUCCACUGAUCCUGAAUCCAGCCCCUUCUCACCAAGAAGAGUGAAACCUUGUCUAGGAUCUCUGGCUUCAAAGGAGCUCCAUCCAGUGGAGCCUGAGGAACCGUUUCAACCAUUUGAACCUGUCAGAGAGUCUUGCGAAGAACCUGUAAAUGCUACCAGUAGUAGUAGUGGCAAUAAUAAUAGUACUAAGAGUAGUAAUGGUGAAGUUAUUAGUUCACACAGUCAAAAUGCUUCGAGUCUUGCUUCUCCAUUCAGAUCCUCUGCCCUGUUUACAUCACUGUCUCCUCCUGGUAGUGUAGGAACCUCAAGAGAAGAUGCGGGAGUCUCAGGGAAGUUAAAUGACAGUAUAAGAGCUUCAGAAGACAUAAAAGGAAAUGCCAAAACUGUAGGAACUUCACAGGGAGGCAUUGGGGCUGCAGGUGUUGGCAGUUUGUCUGGCUUGAGAGGAAGCCCACAGCCUGUUGGAAGUUUCAGAGGAGGAGUGAGAGGAAGGCCCUCUCCUGCCAGCAGGCUGAGCUCUGUGGACAGGAGGUGGCUAGAGAGGUGUCAGGUGUUUGGAGAGAUGGGGGCUGAAGAGAGGCCUGGAGCAGGAAACCAGGAGAUAGAGCUGACAAAAAAAGAGGGAGAGAGAGCAGAGGGAAAAGAAAUUGAAGAAGAAAAGCAAGGAGGUGACAGAGGAGGGAAAGGAGCAAUGGUAGAAGAGGGAGAGAGAAGUGGGAGAUUAGGCGUGGACAGAGAUGAAAGCUUAGAGAGCAUUACCAGUGACAGAAAAGUCAGUAAAAGUGCAGCGAAACAUGGAAAAGGAGGAGAGGAAGUCAGAGAGAUAAGGGAGGGAGACACUGAGAUGGCAAGAGGACUGACACCACCUCAAACACCAGAAGCCGACAGUGCGAUUAAUCCCAAAUCCAAAGUUACAAAGAAGAGAGGGAGGAAGAGGCAGAGAGAGGGAGAGAACAUGGAGGGAGAGAUGACAGAGGAAGGAGGAGUAAAGAAGAGGCAGAGAAAAGGCAAAAAGAAAGAGGGGAGCUCUGACGUAAACCCUAGCCCAGCUGAAGGAGGAGGAGGAGGAGGGAAGAAAAGGAGAACCAAGAAAAAGGGAGAGGAAGAGGGUGAGCCAGAAGAAGAGAAAGAAACCAAGGUACCAAAAAAGGUCCCCCAAGAGAACUUGUUAGGAGAAAUAGAAGAAGAAUUUGGAGCUAAGAGAAUGUCUUACACGCAGCCUGUCAGAGCCAGAAGCAUGAAAGGAGCAGAGGGUAACUUUGUGAAGAUAAACCUGAAGAAGAAAUCUCAUGUCAAAGGAUAUGCACUAAGAGGGGUUGCUCUACGCAAACAGUUGUACAUGCAGAAGUUCCAGCUGAAAGGGGAGCGUUUUGGUGGAGGUGGUGGAUUUUUUGGCCGAGGCAGGGGUGGCUUCAGAGGGGGCUUCAGAGGGGGCUUCAGAGGGGGCCUCAAUCGCCAGGGGGAUACCUGCUUCAAGUGUGGAGGGACUGGACACUGGGCCAUUGAAUGCAAAGGACGAGCCCCUCCUCCUCCUGUUUCUGAGGACCAACCUGUUGAGGAGGAACCGUUUGAACUACCCACCCUGGAGGAGGUUGCCAGGGCAACAGGAACGCUGCAACCCCAGCCGCUAUCAUCAACUCCCGGUAUCAAAGAGGAGCAGGGGGUCCAGGAGAAGGAGGGGGACAAUAAAGACGAGGUGUUGCUGAAUGUGAUUCGUCCUGACUAUGAACGCCCCGCUCCUCCACCACCCAUGGAACCACUUUAUCAUCUCAAAGAUGAUGGAAAAGUUCAGGCAACACCAGCCGAAGUGUUUGCAGCUCUGAAAGACCUCGGCUAUCAGUCGUUCAGACCAGGACAGGAAGACGCCAUCAUGAGGAUUCUGUCAGGUCUCUCUACCCUUGUGGUGUUGUCAACAGGGAUGGGCAAAUCAUUGUGCUAUCAGCUCCCAGCUUACCUUUACGCACAGCGAUCAAACUGCAUCACUUUAGUAAUUUCACCUCUAGUUUCACUAAUGGAUGACCAGCUGUCUGGCCUUCCAGCCAAGCUGAAAGCAGCCUGUAUCCACUCCAACAUGACGAUGAAACAGAGAGAAGCUGCGAUAGAAAAGGUGAAGUCAGGUCAGGUGUGUUUGUUACUCCUCUCUCCAGAGGCUCUGGUUGGUGGCGGUGGUUCAGGUUCAGGGUGUCUGCCCUCUGCUCAGGAGCUCCCUCCUGUGGCCUUUGCCUGUAUAGAUGAAGCUCACUGUGUCUCAGAGUGGUCCCACAACUUCCGACCCUGCUACCUAAGGCUCUGUAAGGUACUGAGGGAGCGUUUGGGAGUGCAGUGCUUACUGGGACUCACUGCUACAGCCACGCUGUCCACGGCUCUGGACAUUGCUCAGCAUCUGGGCAUCAAUGAUCAGGACGGCAUCGCAGUCAGAUCUGCAGCAGUGCCUCCAAACCUGCAACUGUCUGUGUCCAUGGACAGAGAGAAGGAUCAGGCCUUAGUAGCCUUGCUGAAAGGUGAUCGUUUUGGUUGUCUGGACUCCAUCAUCGUCUACUGCACCAGAAGGGAGGAGACUGCUCGUGUGGCGGCGUUGCUCAGGACCUGCCUGCAGGGAGUGCUGUUGAAAGAAAACCGCCAAAUUAGUAACAGCAGCCAGAUAGAAAGCAACCCUGCAGGACAGAGAAAGAAAGAACUGGCAAGGAAGAAGAUUCGUAAACCGCUGAAGUGGCAGGCCGAGUCGUACCACGCCGGCCUUUCAGGAUCAGAACGCCGUCGGGUUCAGAACAACUUCAUGUGCGGGGAGCUCAGAAUCGUGGUGGCCACUGUGGCGUUUGGAAUGGGCCUCGAUAAAUCUGACGUCCGUGGUAUCAUUCACUACAACAUGCCCAAGAGCUUUGAGAGCUACGUUCAGGAAAUUGGGAGAGCAGGGAGAGACGGAGAACCGGCUCACUGUCACCUUUUCCUUGACCCUGAGGGCGGGGACCUCCAUGAACUCCGACGUCACAUCUACGCAGACACAGUAGACUACUACACAGUAAAGAGACUGGUCCAGAAAGUUUUCCCUCCGUGCAAAUGUAAACAGAUACACCAGAAACAACAGGAACUUGUUAAGGACAUUGAGGACUCGGAGCUGUUGGAGAUGAUGGAUGUGUGUGAUCAGGAAAGCAGCCUGAACCCCUCCACUCAGCAGGACAUGGUGCAGUCCACAGACUACAGUCACCAUGCAGACAUACCAAAACCUUCUGCUGCACAGGUGGUGUCACAUCCUGAUUCAGAGGAGCCACUUCUCCAAGAAGAUAAAGCUGAACAAAAGGAAGAGGAGAAGCAGGAGGAGGAGGAGGAGGAGAAGAAAGGAGAGAAGGGAGUUAAAGAAGAGGAGACGGAUGGUUCAGUGAAACAACAGGAUGUGGAGGUGAUGGCAGCUGGCGAUUGGCCGAGGGAGCAGGAAGUGGAGAGAAGCGAUUGGCCCAGAGAGCGAGUGUGUCACACCCAUGAAAGAGCGAUUCCCAUCCAGGAGACAGUAGAAGCUCUGGACAUUACAGAGGAGGGUGUAGAAACGCUGCUCUGCUAUCUGGAGCUGCAUCCUCAGCGCUUUGUUGAACUUCUCCACUCCACCCUUUCUGUGUGUAAAGUCAGCUGCUACGAUGGACCAAGACAGCUCAAGAAACUGACAAAAAUCUGCCCUCCGAUUGCUGUGGUGCUGGCCAGAAGGCGGAUGGUAGGCGAACGAGUGGAGACGUGUGAUCAGGUGGAGUUUGAUGUUGUCGAGGUAGCGGACACUAUGGGAUGGCAGCUUCCUCUUGUGAAAAGAGGACUCAGACAGCUGCAGUGGAGCACUGAUAGAGCUGGCGGACGUAGUGGUGUCCUUGUUGAAUUCUCCUCCCCGUCUUUCUACUUUCGUUCCUAUGGCGACCUAAGUGAUGAGGAGAUGGACAAAGUGUGUCAGUUCCUCCAUAAUCGAGUGCAGGACCAAGAGAGAACGCAACUCUACCAGCUGACCGCCUGCUUCAAGGCCUUCAAAAGUGUUGCGUUCCGAAGUGUAUUGUCCUGUGUAGAUGAUCUGGAUGAGAGUCGCAGUCUGCAGCUGAAAAACCUUCUCUCUGAGUACUUUGACAAGAGGCGAGACCGAGAUCACGCGCUCAAACCAGUGGACACCGAGGAGCUUGACAAAUUUAAGUUGUUAGACUGGGAGAAUCAGAUCAGAGCGGACAUUAGAAGUUUUCUUUCCAACCGAAGUGAUGAGAAGUUCUCUGGAAGAGCUGUUGCGAGAAUCCUCCACGGCAUAGGCAGUCCUUGUUAUCCUGCUCAAACCUAUGGAAAAGAUAGACACUACUGGAGAAAGUACAUCCAGUUUGACUUCAACCAGCUGAUCAGACUGGCCACUCAGGAAAUCAUUCACUUUAAGUGAAAUGCACACGCUGUUCAGCACAGGUGGACCUGGUUUAGAUGGGUUUGUUUUUUACAUGACUUGUACUCCAUCAUGUUAAAUUAUUUUAAAGUGUGAUGUUUUCUACAUGCUCCCCUUUUGUACAGAUGUUUAAAAUGUUUUUAUUUAUAGACUGAAACCAAAUAAAAUAUUUGUAUUUUUCUA
Molecule: messenger RNA, 5402 nt
Organism: Thunnus maccoyii (southern bluefin tuna)
Lineage: Eukaryota; Metazoa; Chordata; Actinopteri; Scombriformes; Scombridae
Gene: recql4
Product: RecQ helicase-like 4
Exons: 28
Coding region: 321-5219 (1632 amino acids)
Biological process (GO): DNA replication; telomere maintenance; double-strand break repair via homologous recombination
Cellular component (GO): cytoplasm; nucleus; chromosome
Molecular function (GO): nucleic acid binding; zinc ion binding; 3'-5' DNA helicase activity
Source: RefSeq, a predicted model, not a curated record